Cooperia oncophora is the source of this 231-nucleotide messenger RNA. The record is from the annotation of a GenBank genome assembly. NCBI's taxonomy places the organism in Eukaryota, Metazoa, Nematoda, Chromadorea, Rhabditida, Trichostrongylidae.
AUGUUGCAGGAAUGGGACGCAGGACUUUCCAGUGACGCUUGUAACGAAGCAAGAGGUGUUGUACCCUCCAAUGCACCUCAUAAAUUCAAGGCAGAAAAAUCGUUCACGAGGGAUGGAUCAGUCCCAGACAUGAUACUGGAAACCCUACAGGACGGUUUGAGCGACAAAACACAAACCGAGAAUGUGAGUCAAAAAAUCUUUCAUAACACUGAGAUUUUGUAUUUCUUAUAA